AUGGCCAAGCCCCGGGGACUCCGCGGCCACCUGCUGGGCUUCCUGGCCCUCCUGCUGGGCGGGCUUCCCCGGGCGAGGGCAGAUGGCCUUGUCGAUGUGCUGAAGGCAUUUGGAGUGCGGGAGGGCAAGGAUGGGGUCUCCAUCGCUGCGGGGAUCUGCACCCAGAGGAAUGGAUCGGAGGAAAGCGACCUGGCCUUCCGCCUGGAGAACCAAACCCACUUCAGUGUCCCCACCAGGCAGCUCUUUCCAGACGGUCCCUUCCCCGUGGAUUUCUCAGUGCUGGCCACACUGCGAGCGCUCAAAGGCAGCCAGUCUUUUUUGCUUUCCAUGUACGACCUCCGGGGAGUGCAGCAGCUCGGCGUCGAGAUCGGACGCUCGCCCGCCUUCCUGUAUGAAGAUCAGCACGGCCGCCCGGCGCCCGAAGACUAUCCUCACUUUCGCAGAGUCAACUUGGCCGACGGCAAGUGGCAUCGCAUAGCUCUGAGCGUGGAAGGUGGGAAUGUAUCCCUGAGCGUUGACUGCGAAGAACCCGUGACGCUGCCCCUGGAGCGAGAUGCGCAUCCCGUCAUCAGCGUGGAGGGUAUAACCUUGCUUGGGGCACGGCGGCCGGAUGAAGACGUCUUUGAGGGGGAUCUUCAGCAACUGUUCGUUGUGCCGGACCCAGCUGCCGCUGCUCAGUACUGCCAACACUACAUGCCCGAUUGCGACAGGCCGCUCGCCUAUGCAUUGCACGCCCAAUAUCCUGAAGAGAACGUUCCCCGCAGGAAGGGGAGGCGAGGCAAAGGCAAGGGCAAAGGCAAGAGGCGAGGGAGAGGCAAGAAGAAGAGGAACAAGGAAUCGGUGGAGGCGUCCUCCGCACCCCCUCCAGCCCCGGGCCAGUAUGAGACUCCGACUCAAGCCGCUCCUACAAAACCAGCAGCUGAUUUCUGGGAGGAGAGUCCCGAACUAGGGCUUGGUGUCCUGACCCCGACGACUGUGACGGUCAGCGUUAACCUCACCGACAAUUAUGAGGACCUUAUCGGAGAAGAGUAUGUGAUCGGCGAGGACAUGGACCUGGACGGCAAUGGCACAUAUAGGGCUUAUGACGACAGACUUGAUUACAGAAACAGAGACUAUGAAGACUACUAUGACCGAAGGGAUGCUAGCGAGGAAGAAAGAUUUGAUCCUGCCGAGCGCGUUGAAGCCACUGCCCAGAUCCCCCAGGAAACCAAUCUGAAGGGUCAGAAAGGGGAGCCGGCAGUCCUAGAUCCUGGCACUCGUUUUGUGGGGCCACCUGGAUACCCGGGGCCAGUGGGUGAGCCGGGCCCGACGGGACAAGCGGGGCCUCCGGGAUUUCCAGGGGAUCCUGGCGAGCGGGGACCAACAGGGCUCCCAGGCCUUCCAGGAGCUGAUGGCAUUCGUGGCCCACCUGGGAUGAUGAUUAUGUUACCAUUCCAGUUUGGUAGUGACUCUUCCAAAGGCCCUUCAGUUUCUUUUCAGGAAGCCCAGGCGCAGGCGAUUCUGCAGCAAGCCAAGCUGGCUAUGAAAGGUCCCCCUGGUGCCAUGGGCCUCACGGGCCGUCCAGGGCCACUGGGUCUGCCGGGGAAUUCAGGAUUGAAAGGAGAUGCUGGUGAUUCAGGACCACAGGGUCCCCCCGGGAUAAUUGGGCCAGUUGGCCCCCCAGGGAAAACUGGAAAGCGGGGUCGCUCAGGAGCUGAUGGUGCCAGAGGACUGCCAGGGGAAACGGGACCCAAGGGUGACCGGGGCUUUGAUGGACUCCCGGGACUUCCUGGCGAGAAGGGGAACAAUGGAGAAGUAGGGAAGCCAGGCCCACCUGGAGCACCCGGUGAGAACGGAGCUAAGGGUUCAGAAGGUAUACCAGGCGCCGGAGGACAAUCUGGGGAAGCUGGGCUGCGUGGUUUGCCUGGUUCGCGAGGCCCUCCUGGUCCCCCCGGCCCACCGGGUGCCAGUGGUAUCGAUGGGGCCCCUGGACCCAAAGGCAAUUUGGGCAUACAGGGUGAGCCCGGUCCCCCAGGACAACAGGGAAACCCUGGAUCUCAGGGUCUACCUGGUCCUCAAGGUCCUGUCGGGCUUCCGGGCAACAAGGGUCCAUCGGGAAAACCAGGAAUUCCUGGACUGGCUGGUGUGGAUGGACCCCCAGGUCACCCGGGAAGAGAAGGGCCACCUGGGGAGAAAGGAACCCAGGGACCCUCUGGUGCAGCGGGACCAGUCGGCUAUCCAGGCCCCCGUGGAGUCAAGGGGGCCUUUGGAGUGAGGGGCCUGAAAGGAAGCAAAGGUGAGAAGGGAGAAGACGGAUUUCCUGGCUUCAAGGGUGACAUGGGACCCAAGGGUGACCGGGGAGACGGUGGCCCACUGGGGAUCCGUGGUGAGGAUGGCCCCGAGGGGCUGAAAGGCCAAGCAGGUCCUUUGGGGGAAUCGGGCCAUCCUGGCCCAGCCGGUGAGAAGGGCAAGUUGGGCGUCCCAGGCUUACCAGGCCACCCUGGACGCCAAGGACCAAAGGGCUCAACUGGAUUUCCUGGGCCUCUGGGCCUCAUUGGAGAGAAAGGCAAGCGGGGUAAAGCCGGCCAGGCGGGACAGGCUGGGCAACGUGGUCCCUCGGGUCUUCCUGGUGAGCGUGGUUUGCCAGGACCCACGGGGAAACCAGGACCAAAGGGGGAUGCUGGCCAUGACGGGGCCCCUGGGAUCGCAGGAGAAAAGGGACCUCCUGGACCACAGGGCUCCCAUGGAUUUCCAGGGCCCAAAGGGCCACCUGGCCCUGCCGGGAAGGAUGGCUUGCCAGGACAUCCAGGCCAACGUGGGGAGCCGGGAUUCCAUGGCAAAACUGGCCCGCCAGGGCCUGCUGGGGUCGUGGGACCACAGGGAAACUCAGGGGAAACUGGCCCUAUGGGGGAGAGAGGCCACCCAGGCUCUCCUGGACCUCCUGGAGAACAAGGGCUGCCAGGUGCUGCUGGCAGGGAAGGUGCUAAGGGUGAUCCUGGCCCUAGCGGCAUUUCUGGCAAAAACGGCCCUCCUGGAUUGAGGGGCUUCACUGGGGCUCGAGGACCUGCUGGAGAGAUCGGGCCAACCGGACUGAAGGGAGCAGAAGGACCACCCGGCCCUCCAGGGCCCACGGGUUCCCCUGGUGAACGAGGCCCCUCAGGAGCAGCCGGGGGCAUCGGACUGCCAGGCCGUGGGGGUAAUCCCGGACCAGUGGGACCUGCAGGGGAGAAGGGGGCACCGGGUGAGCGGGGCCCCAUGGGCCCAGCUGGACAGGAUGGAAUUCCUGGUCCGGUGGGACUUCCUGGCCCGGCCGGGCCACCAGGACUUGCCGGAGAAGAUGGUGACAAGGGAGAGAUGGGUGGCCCAGGACAGAAGGGAAGCAAAGGCGACAAGGGGGAAGCGGGUCCCCCAGGGCCUACUGGGAUCCAGGGACCCAUCGGACAUCCUGGUCCUGCUGGAGCGGACGGGGAGCCUGGGCGCCGAGGGCAGCAGGGUAUGUUUGGCCAGAAAGGAGAUGAAGGCGGCCGUGGAUUCACAGGAACCAGUGGCCCAUCUGGUUUGCAGGGGAUGCCAGGCACCCCAGGAGAAAAGGGCGAGAGCGGCGACGUGGGCCCCAUGGGCCCACCUGGAGCUCCAGGACCUCGAGGCCCGCAGGGUCCGAUUGGAGGGGAUGGCCCACAGGGACAACCUGGUGGCAUAGGGCAGCCUGGUCCCGUUGGAGAGAAGGGUGAACCGGGUGAAGCAGGGGACCCUGGACCGCCUGGGGAACCAGGCCGAGCGGGAGUGAAGGGCUAUGCAGGUGAAAAAGGAGAUUCCGGCCCAACAGGAGCUGCUGGGUCCCCUGGCAAGAAGGGUCCCCCAGGAGAAGAUGGGGCCAAAGGGAAUCUGGGCCCAAUAGGCUUUCCCGGUGACCCAGGCCCAUCUGGAGACCCUGGCCCUCCUGGUCUUGAUGGCGGUCCUGGUGAGAAAGGUGAUGUGGGGGAUCCUGGACUGCUAGGACCCCCGGGAGCUUCUGGGGAGCCAGGUCCUCAUGGAUCUCCAGGGAAGAGGGGACCUCCUGGGCCAGUGGGCCGUGAAGGCCGACAGGGCGAGAAAGGGGCCAAGGGGGAGCCUGGCACGGAAGGGCCCCCGGGAAAGACGGGCCCUGUGGGCCCCCAGGGGCCCCCAGGCCGAGCUGGCUCAGAAGGUCUACGUGGGAUUCCUGGCCCAGCAGGUGAACAAGGACUGCUCGGAGCACCGGGUCAGGCAGGUCCACCGGGGCCCAUGGGUCCCACUGGACUUCCGGGCCUCAAAGGCGAUCCUGGGUACAAGGGAGAAAAGGGUCAUGCUGGACUCAUUGGGUUGAUCGGCCCCCCAGGUGAGAUGGGUGAGAAAGGUGACCAGGGGCUGCCAGGGAACCAGGGAACACCAGGCCCUAAGGGCGACCCCGGAAUUGUUGGACCAUUUGGCCCUCCAGGCCCACCAGGAUCUCCCGGACUCUCUGGACCUCUUGGGCAGAAAGGCAGCAAAGGCUCCCCGGGACCGAUUGGACCACGGGGUGAUCCGGGACCUGCUGGACCACCAGGGAAUCCGGGCCGUCCAGCCGAGUUCCGGGACCCGCUGCCCCUGGAGCGUGGCCGUAAGAGUCACCGUGACUGGGAGCUGGGAGAGCAGAGAGAUGAGCCGAAUGGGCUGGAUGCUGACCCUGACGCUGACGGACUGGCGGAAGUCCUCGCUGCCCUGAGCUCCCUCCGCGACGAGGUGGAACAAAUGCGAUGCCCACUAGGCACCCCGGAGAGCCCGGCCCGGGUCUGCAAAGAGUUGGAGUUUUGCCAUCCCCACGUCACAGAUGGUGAAUACUGGAUUGACCCCAACCAAGGCUGCAGCCGCGAUGCCUUUCGGGUUUUCUGCAAUUUCACAGCUGGCGGGGAAACGUGCUUAUUCCCCGACAAGAAAUUUGAGGCUGUACGACUCGCCGCCUGGAGUAAAGAACAGCCGGGAAGUUGGUUCAGCACCUUCAAAAGAGGCAAGAAGUUUUCCUACGUGGAUGCAGACGGCAACCCCGUCCGCGUGACCCAGCUCACCUUUCUGCGCCUGCUCAGCGCCGUCGCCCACCAGAAUUUCACCCUUCUCUGCCAAAACGUGGUUGCUUGGUAUGAGGCGGAUACUGGCGGCCACUCUCGGGCCUUGCGCUUCCUCGGCCACAGUGACAUGGAGCUGAUGCACAACAGCUCGGGAGCACCCAUCCACGCCUUGUACGAUGGCUGCCAGGCACGCAAGGGCCAGGAGCGAACCGUACUGCAGAUCGCGACGCCGCGGACGGAGCAGCUGCCGUUGAUCGACGUGGCCGUGCAGGACUUUGGGGAUGUUAACCAGAAGUUCGGCUUCGAGCUCGGGCCCGUCUGCUUCGGUGGCUGA
Molecule: messenger RNA, 5376 nt
Organism: Euleptes europaea (tarantolino)
Lineage: Eukaryota; Metazoa; Chordata; Lepidosauria; Squamata; Sphaerodactylidae
Gene: COL5A3
Product: collagen type V alpha 3 chain
Exons: 67
Coding region: 1-5376 (1791 amino acids)
Molecular function (GO): extracellular matrix structural constituent
Source: RefSeq, a predicted model, not a curated record